Penicillium mononematosum is the source of this 1599-nucleotide messenger RNA. Its product is annotated as DUF1996 domain-containing protein. The record is from RefSeq and is a predicted model, not a curated record. NCBI's taxonomy places the organism in Eukaryota, Fungi, Ascomycota, Eurotiomycetes, Eurotiales, Aspergillaceae. The transcript has 3 exons. The coding region runs from base 1 to 1599 and encodes 532 amino acids.
AUGCAGGACCUUAAACUGACGGCCGUUGUUAUGGCCUGCUUCGCGCUGUUCCCAAGCUAUACGAAUGCUUUUUGGCGUCUUCCUUGCCGUGGAAGAUCUGGUCUCGCCCGACUGGACCCCAUUGUGGAGCCGGGUGAGAUCUCAGGUCACGCUCACGCGGUCCAUGGAGGUGGAAACUUUGGCAUGAGCUCGGAUCAGAGCUCGCUCCUCAGCGGUGAUUGCACCUCGUGCGCAGUGACCCAGGACAAGUCUGCUUACUGGGCUCCCGCUUUGUACUUCAUGCACACCAAUGGCACUACUAUCUUCUCUACUGGAGAGAACAUCAAGGCCUUCCCUGAUGACUUCCGCAUGCUGGCAGGUGACCCCUUCCUGCGCAACUUCAGCUGGCCCGUUCCCGACCCUCCCAAGUCCGAGUGGAGUGGUGACCAGGCCUCGCAGGCUGCUCUGCGCCAGAAGGCCAUUGGCUUCAACUGUCUGAACUAUAAGACUGCCGCUGAAGACUCCCUCCACCGCCACUUCUUGCCCGACAAGGCCUUCCUCGAUGAGCAUUGUACCGAUGGAAUCCGUAUCGAGUUGAUGUUCCCGUCCUGCUGGAAUGGCAAGGAUGCCGACUCCCCUGACCACAAGUCCCACGUCGCAUACCCGUCGCUUGUUAUGGAUGGUACUUGCCCCGAGGGUUUCGAAACUCGCCUGGUAUCGCUCUUCUACGAGACUAUUUGGGACACCUACGCAUUCAAGGACUACGACGGAUACUUCGCGCUGGCCAACGGUGACCCCACAGGAUUCGGAUACCACGGUGAUUUCAUGCAGGCCUGGGAUUCGGGUGUGCUGCAGGAGGCCAUCGAAACUUGCACCAGCGAGAGCGGUGUCAUUGACGAGUGCAAAGUCUUCAACAUCCAGACUGAAGAUGAGCAGCGUCAAUGCCAGUUCUCCAUCCCAUCCGAGAUCAAGGACGAAAACUGUGAAAUGCACCAUGGCGGAUUGCCUGGCGGCAUGCCUGUCGAGUGGGGUCCUGAGCCUGCCUCGAUGAAGCCGAAGCCCACCACCACCGACAAUGUGAUUUCGCUUCCCACUAUUUCCGUUGGUGGUAUCUCGAUCGACCCCAACACCGUGGUUCCCAAUCUCUCUAUUCCUUCUAUUCCUGAGGUCUCGGUUGAUCCCAACACCUUGGUUCGUGCGACUAGCACCGCCGAGGCUACCAGCACUGCCGAAGCUACUAGCACUGCCCAAACUACUAGCACUGCCCAAGCUACUAGCACUGCCCAAGCUACUACCACUUCCACUCCCACUUCCACCCCCACUUCGACACCCUCGCCAACCCCGACUCCUGUCACAUCUACGGUUGUUGAUCCUUUCACCGAAGAGAUCAUCUAUCUCGAACGCGAUGUUGUCGUCCUCUGUGAUGGAAAGGGUAACAAUUACUCGACUAGCUCUGGCGCCGUGCGAACUGUCUCCACUACCCGCAGCACCAUUAUGGAGACCUCUACGGCCGUUUCCUACGUGAAGAAGGACACUGUCCCGGAACCUGUGGAACCGGUGCAGGCUGCUGGCCAUGCCCGUAGACAUCUUCACCACCGUCACGGUCACAUGCACAACUAG